Blastomyces gilchristii SLH14081 is the source of this 4311-nucleotide messenger RNA. Its product is annotated as cytoskeleton organization protein. Gene Ontology annotation, cellular component: NatB complex; cytoplasm. Gene Ontology annotation, molecular function: protein-N-terminal amino-acid acetyltransferase activity. The transcript is spliced from 11 exons. Gene Ontology annotation, biological process: N-terminal peptidyl-methionine acetylation. The record is from RefSeq and is a predicted model, not a curated record. Bases 1 to 4311 code for a protein of 1436 amino acids. NCBI's taxonomy places the organism in Eukaryota, Fungi, Ascomycota, Eurotiomycetes, Onygenales, Ajellomycetaceae.
AUGGACGAUCUCCUAAAAGCUCUCAGAGAGGAAGCUAAAGGCUUUGGGCAAGUGGCUCAGCUAUGUUCAUAUGAUGCAAUUAUGAACACAAAGCAGUUGAUCAUGGAUCAGGGUGACGAAUCGCGCAAGCACCAGGAGAUCAUAGUGGGGCACUUUGAUCAGUCGAGAAAUGAGUUCCAGGAUUUCCGAGACGAUUUCAAGCUGGCAGCUGGAUGCGUGAAUCGGAAGGUCAAACUGAUAAGCAAUGAGGUUUCACAGCUGCGCAGAGUCCUUGCCUCGUUUCUCAGCAGUAAUGUUCGAACGGAUUACAAAACACAAUAUGUGAAAGGACCAACACUUCCGUUGCGAAGGGCUGUAUCUGAAGCCAAUCUAGUGCAAGAUUACCUUGCUGCGAAAGAUGACCUACUUUCAGACUUUGACUAUGAAAGCUCUGUCAUGCGUAACGACAUCGAGGCCAGUCUCGAAACCAUCUGGGCAUUGCCAAGAUCCGAUCAGGAUCGUGCAGUUGCUGUCAUGCAAUCACCGAAGCUGCAUUCCUGGAUCACCGAGUCAAGUUCUUCGGCACUCCUGGUCAAUUUCAACGACCCCAAGAAGACAUCGUCAACGUCUUUCAUUUCCGCCAAAUUAACAUAUUCGAUCCAGUCAGAUGUCAUAGGCCCGCACAAUCCACGAAACAUCUUUGCCUUGUUGUUUCUUUGCGCAGAGCACAUACGCCCGGACUAUGGCGUCAGUGGGAUGUUGCGAAACUUGAUUGGUCAGCUCCUCAUCGCUUACCCUGACUUUGGAAUGAGCGUUAUCAAGCAAAUCCAACGAGCAGACCAACAGGACAUUAGCAGCCUAUGCCAGAUUUUCCAUAGGAUGAUCUCUCAACUACCACCACAUGUAACUGUCUUCUGCGUCCUUGAUGCCAUUACCGUAUAUGAACAGAAUAGCUCGCUUUGUGAAGAAGGAGCAUUUGCAGUCCAAGAACUCAUGGACAUGGUGCAAUGGACCAAAGAUCACGGCUGUGAUUUCAAGGUGUUGUUGACGAGUGCGUGGAAUAGUCAUAUCUUUUAUAAGUACGUGCCGGAUCGGCAGAAGGAUAUCAUAUGGAUGCCCGCAAAGGUGCCCCCGCAAGGAGGCUUUACGAGGAUGAAAUGGAAUUCUAGUGUUGGGUCCGGUGUUGGUAUGCUGGCAAGUCCCCGGUCGUUCACAGAAAUGAAUUGUGUAGGAGUAGUACAAUCCACCGACUUCCCUCCGCUGGUCCCCGCAGACACCAAGCUCCCCACACAGACAUCCUCGCACUGCAGCUCGACCGGGCUGGUCUUCACCAUGUCCGCCUCCACUGUUUUUGAGCGCCGGAAUAAGCAGAUCCAAGAUGCCAUCGACGGCCAGAACCUCAAACAGGCCCUGCAGCUCUGCGAAAAGCGACUGAAGAAGGGCGAGGAUUCGCAUUUCCUCAGGGCGUGGAAAGCGCAUAUUCUCCUCAGCCAUGGCGACGACGUCCAUCGACAGCGGGGUAUUUCAGAAGCUCUUGCGCUCUGCCGAAUGGAACCACCCGUUUCCGAUAUAGAAGCACUGAAUAUGCUUUAUUCAACCCUGAAGACCAUUGAUGAACAUGCAGAGACCGCGCGCGCAAUAUGGGAGAAGGCAGCAAAGGCGAAGCCUCAAGCACUAGAUAUUCAGCUGAAGUGGUUUAAUAUGGCGUCGGAGAUGGGCGACUGGAAAACUGCGCAGAAGGCAGCUAUGAGCCUGCAAAACAACUUCCCCAAAGAGCGCAAAUACUACUUUUGGGCUAUCUUGAUGUGCUACCUCAUCACCAUCGACCCUGCGAACUCGGAAAUAGACGGCAAGCUCUUUGGUACGCUUGCUUAUCGUAUGAUAUUAAAAGCUGCCUCAAGUGUGCCAACCGACCCGAAAGAGUUAUUGAGUCCGGCUAGAGCGAUACAAACCUCUGAAGAACUCUUCCUGCUGAUAAAGAUCCUUGAAACACAAGGGCGCCACGAGGAAAUUGUUUCUUUGCUUAACAGCAAGCACUUAGGUAUCGAGUCUCGAAUUGCCCAGAAAGAUUGGGCUUUUGUUAGCGCGAAAAUUGUAGGUCUCGAAAACGCAGGGCUGUGGGAUGAAGCAAUCUCAUUUACCCGGGAGCUGCUUGCUCUUCCGGAUGACCUUACAAACGGUUCGACGACGGCGGCUGUCCAAGAGAAAGACGAUUGGCAAGUUUGGAGUCUUCUUCUCGCCGCCACCAAGAAAUUAGGAAAGAAAGAGGCGCCACGAGAGACCCAGGACUUCAUCGCAGCGUACAUUAAAAGGCAGCCAAAAUCACGGAAUGCCCAGUUGGCUGCUCUUGACUUGACAGAGCAACGGAUUACGAUGAACGAACUUCCCCUGGAAGAUCUUCUCCCGGCGUGCAAAGAAUAUUUCAACCGCAAUUGUACCAAGCUCUAUUGCUUCCAUGACCUGCGGAAAUAUCUAAUCAAACUUGAUCGGUCGAUGCAAGACGAAUUCCAAAUUUAUGCUUCCCAAAAGGUUGUUGCAGAUCAGAGCGCAGAUGAUCAGAAGCAGGUUACCGAUCCCUUUAAAGGAGUUGCUGCUAUCAAUGCCCUGAAAUUUGAGUACUGUUUCCAGUUGUCAUUGAAGGGUGACGAAAAACCCUCAGUGCAAAAGGUCGAAAACUUUGUAUCUCGGUGCCUUCGUAUUUACCGGAGCACCGAAAGGCCUAACCAGAGUGCAGCUCCAUCUACCAUCGAAAGCCAGCCAAGUGACGAUCUAUGCCUUUUAGCCGUCAUGGCCUUAAUUAGAUUACACGAAACAAAUAAUGAGUCUAAGCCUGACGUCGCCCCUCAUGCUGCAUUAGUCCAAGCGGCUGCACUUAUAGAGAAUUUGCUACUCAAGUCACCCUGUAACUAUGAAGCUCUUUUGCUCUUGGUUCGGAUCUACCUCCUUCUGGGAGCGGGCUCGCUGGCCCUAAAGUCGUUUCAUAAAUUGUCUGUGAAGCAGAUGCAAUAUGAAACAGUUGCACAUAACCUCUUUACCCGCCUCGGAUCGACGCACCCGCAUGCUGCCCCCCCUUACGAAGGAUUGGAACCGAAGGAUUACGAUCCACAAACUGCGAUGAGGCAGGCGUUGAGCUUUUAUCGGAAUUCUGAGAUCGCGACCACCUAUUCACGAAACGUUGGUCUGGAGCAUGGGAGCUAUGUUAAUGUGGCUGGAAGCAUCGAGCUGCAGAAGAGCCUGAAGAAUAGCAUAUGUAGAAGAAUGUGGGCAUUGGAAACCCGGAGGAUUCAGCGGCUGGUUGGUGGCGACCCGGUAGGGCAAUAUGACCAUAUUGUCUCCGACACAGACCCUGUUGUUGACAAACGCAACUUCGACGGCUUCAUGAACUGUGAAGCUCCAGGAACACUCAGCUUUGAAGAGCAUGUCCGUCUCGGGCCCAAGCCAGGGGCCCACGCAGUAAAAGCAAUGACCAUCACCGACGUCCUAUUUAGUUACCUAAAGAGUAACACCUCUACAAAAAAGGCAUCGUCGUCUUCACACCCAGUCUCGCCAAAUAUCAAUCUAUCUCGCUACCUCAACCCAGAAUUCGACCUUCCCCUCCUCGAGACAGAGUUAACUCCCGCCGAAAUCGAAAACGUAAACAUCCACCUCACCCUCCUAAAGGCCCUCGCAUCCCUAUCCGCCGCCACCAACACCAAACAAUCAUCCCCACCAGCUCCCCUAACCACCCACCUCGCCACCCUCGAAUCAUUCCUAACUAAAAAACUGACUGCCCUAUCCGCUACUCCCCUACCCACAUCAAUCCUCCUAACAACCAUACCCCUCACCCCUCCUAGCAAACAACAGCCUUCCGCCACCUCCUCCAUCGCCCCCUCCUGGCUCUAUCUCCACACCACAAUAUCCCUCCUCGAGACCCUAAAGGCCACCACCUUCUUCCUCACAUACUUAUCUCCCUCAUCAUCAACAGCAAAGACAAAAUCGAAGGUCCCCACUACGACCACAAAAGAAGCUCUCCCAAACAAGGAAACCCUCGAAAACCUCCACACCCUCGUCAAGCAACUCAUCGACGCUAUCCGCCGGAACACGCGCUUUUUGAAGAUGCAGAUUGCCGAGUCGGGGAUGUUGGGGGAAUUGGUGGAGUGGGUGACGGGGGGUUAUGGUUUUGAGAAAGACACCGUUAAAAAUGGCGACGGUGAUGGGGAAGAGGAAGGGGCGGUAAAGAGAGAGAUUGAGGAGAUGAUGGAUACGGCGUCUUUGGAGCUGUUUUGUGGAUCGUUGAUGGAGAGUUGGGAUGAGGCGCUUGAUGGGGUUUUGGGGUUAUGUGCGUCGAUGUGA